Manis javanica (Malayan pangolin) is the source of this 2459-nucleotide messenger RNA. It is a transcript of the gene HHAT, whose product is annotated as hedgehog acyltransferase. Gene Ontology annotation, molecular function: palmitoyltransferase activity. Lineage: Eukaryota; Metazoa; Chordata; Mammalia; Pholidota; Manidae. Gene Ontology annotation, biological process: protein palmitoylation. Gene Ontology annotation, cellular component: endoplasmic reticulum. The record is from RefSeq and is a predicted model, not a curated record.
GCGGCCGGUCCUCCCGCGGCCGCCCCCGGGACUCGGAAGGGCCGCCGGGGGUGUUGGCACCGCGUGGCGCGCGGGGCCGCCGCCGCCGCCGCCGCCCGGGUCGGCCCGGAGAAACCCUCUAUGUGGGCAUUGCUGGGACCCUCAUCACAAGGAACAAUGCUGCCCCGAUGGGAACUGUCUUUUUACCUGCUCGCUUCGCUCGGCUUCCACUUCUAUUCUUUCUAUGAAGUUUACAAAGUCUCCAGAGAACAUGAAGAGGAACUGGACCAAGAAUUUGACCUGGAACCUGGCCCUUUAUUUGGAGGACUAAAGAAGGACCAGACCGACUUUGAGUGGACCUUCUGGAUGGAGUGGGGGAAGCAGCGGCUCUUGCAGCUCCUCGUGGGUCACAUGGCUGUGUCUCAGCUGGCCACCUGGCUUGCAGGGCAGCACAGGCCCUGGAUCCUCACAGCCUACGGAAUGUGGGCCUGCUGGUGUGUGCUGGGAACCCCAGGAGUAGCCAUGGUUUUUCUCCACACGACCGUCUCCUUCUGCGUAGCCCAGUUCCGCUCACUGUUCCUGUCAUGGCUCUGUUCUCUCUCCCUGCUCUCCACACUGAGGCUGCUAGAUGUGGAGAAAAUUAAGAGAGGGUGGUACCAGACGGAAAACGAGUACUUCUUGCUGCAGUUCACACUGACCGUUCGCUGCCUAUACUACACUAGCUUCAGCCUUGAGUUCUGCUGGCAGGAGCUGCCCACGAGGCACGUCUCCUGCUCCUUUCCCUGGAUGCUGGCCUAUGUCUUCUAUUACCCAGUCUUCCACAACGGGCCCAUCCUCACCUUCCCGGACUUCAUCGGACAGAUGCAGCAGCGGGAACACUGCUCACCCAGGGCCAAGCUCUCUGUCCUUGUCCUGGGGAUAUGCCGCCUCAUCUGCUAUUGGCUGUUGGCCGAGCUGAUGGUGCACCUGAUGUACAUGCACGCCAUCUACAGCAAGGCCCCCCUCCUGAGGGCCGUCUCCUGGUGGACCUUAGGAGGUCUGGCGUUGGCCCAGGUGCUCUUUUUCUAUGUGAAGUACUUGGUGCUCUUCGGCGUCCCAGCUCUGCUCAUGCGCCUGGACGGACUCACGCCGCCGCCCCUCCCUCGCUGUGUGAGCACCAUGUUCAGUUUCACGGGGAUGUGGAGGUAUUUUGACGUUGGACUGCAUGAUUUCUUAAUCAGGUAUGUGUAUAUCCCAGCGGGCGGGUCCCAGAAUGGCCUGCUGGGGACGCUGUUCUCCACUGCAAUGACGUUUGCAUUUGUGAGCUUCUGGCAUGGUGGGUAUGACUACAUCUGGUCCUGGGCAGCACUCAACUGGCUGGGAGUCACCGUGGAGAACGGAGUCCGGAGGCUCGUGGAGACCCCGUGCGUCCAAAACAACUUGGUCCAGUUCUUCUCCCCGCAAGCUCUCCGGCGGUUCCACGCUGCUCUUGCAUCUUGUUCCACCUCCAUGCUGAUCCUGUCCAACCUGGUGUUUCUCGGAGGCAAUCAAGUGGGGAAAAUCUACUGGAAUAGGAUCUUCAUACAAGAAAAUUGGUUUGCGGUGUUUGAUUCUGAGCAGCCUACAGGAGAGGAAGAGAGCUUCACUGUGAGCAUUCCCAUGAGCCCGCUGAAGUCUGUCCCCUUCAGAGGCUGGACAGCUCAGGACACGAGGCCUGCACAGUUGAACAGCAUUGCCGGAAGGGACCCGGGGCAGCAGGCCACGAAUCCCAGUCUCGGCUCACUGUCCCCCGCAGGCCCACCCCCCAGGGCCGUGGGCCAGAGUCAGGAGCCCCAGAAAACACGAUGUUCCUUCAGACUGGGAUCUCUAAGGCACAAAAAUGUCUUUCUCUGUAACUUGAGAUCCAAAAAGUGUCUGAGUCAUUUUUUUAUGUCAGGUAAAUAUCCUUAUAAGCACUUCACUGAAAACCUGCCAAAUCCAGUGAUAUUUCCAUAGCCUUCAAGAACGUGGCCUUCUGUUCCCAGGCAGACAGGAUGCCCCUCCUUGCCCUGCCCCCGACUCAGUAGUCUUUUCUUUUAACCUCAAGAUUUGUCUGUACCUUCUGUGAGGCGAUGGGGGGAGAGUGACAUUUUGUAGGACUGAGUUGGAAGGGGUCAGGUGGGGGUCGUCUAGUCCUACCUCUCAACUGAGGCAGACAACAGACACCUCUUGGAACUCUGCCUGAAUGCUGACAGGGAUGGGGAGGCAGGGUGCCCUCUCUCAUGGGGAGGGUCUAAAAGGCAGCACCCCUUUCCAUAGUGUGCAAGUCCACCUCCUCUAACUGUCUGCUGGCCCCGGUUCUGUCUUCUGGAGUGACACAGAAUGAGUCUGAUUCCUUUUCCCUGUGAACUUGUGGCCUUUUUCCAGGCUGAACUCUGUCCUGGCAGCACAUGCACGCUGCAGCGCCCUUCCAGACCUGCCUCGAAGUAGCUUCUGUAGCGACAGCACCUCUAGUAAAACAU